AGCAAUAAUGCGUAGUGUAUCUCUGUGCCCUCCAGGGCCUCACGCCUUUCUCCUGGUCAUUGAGGCAGAUUUGUCAUUCAAGCAAAAGCACAUGGAACCACUAGUGCACGCAUGGAGCUUUUGAGUGAGAGAGUCUGGGCACAUACCAUAGUGCUCUUCACAGGGGGCGAUUUACUGACAAACACGAGCAUUGAGCAGCGUAUACAAAGAGGAGGGGAAACCCUCCAGAAGCUUUUAAAGAAAUGUGGGAACAGAUAUCAUGUUUUUGAUAAUGUUAACACAGGCAAUAGCGCUCAAGUCGAGGAAUUAUUCGUGACAAUAGAUGAUUUAGUGAGGCAAAAUUAUGGCAGACAUUUUGAGAUUGAUCUGGAUGUUCUAGAAAGACUUCAAAGAAACUGGGAGGAAAUUCAGAGAAGAGCAACUGCAAGGCAAACCAAGGUAUGGGAUGAAAGGUCCUUGAUUAAAGAUAAAGCUUAUGUACGUCAUCUUGAAGAGCUAAGAAUGGUCCUCUUGGGUUGGGUGAUGUCUGGGAAGAGCUCAGCAGGAAACACCAUACUGAAGCAGGAAGGGUUUAUGACAGGAGAGCGAACAACAAAGUGUAUAAGAAGGUUUGGAGAUGUGGCUGGAAGAAAGAUGGCUGUAUUGGACACGCCUGGUUGGUUGAAGUACUUCUCGUCCAAAUUCAAUGAAAGGGUCCAACCCACAGUCCUUGAGGGUGUCUCACAAUGUAAGAAAUUCCCCCAUGGCGUGCUCCUGGUGCUUCCUGCAGAUUCAUCCUUUAAGGAGGAACAGAAGAAGAUCAUUGAAGAAAACAUGGCCAUCUUUGGUGAACAAAUAUGGAGACACACCAUUGUGCUUUUCACGUGGGGUGAUUUUCUUGGUGACGCACUGAUCGAGCAGCACAUUGAGAGUGAAGGCGAGGCCCUGCAGUGGCUGAUAGACAAAUGUGGAAACAGAUAUCGUGUCUUUGACAAUACAAAAAGGGGUGAUGAUGCUCAGGUCACUGAGCUGUUGGAGAAGAUUGAAGAAAUGGUGGCUGGAAACUGUGUGUUCUGUCCUGAUGUUACAAAGUUAAGUGAAAUGAAGGCUGAGCUACUGCUUGAUACUUCUGAAGAUACCUUGAAGUUAAUAAAGGAGGAAUGGAACAGAAAAGCUAUGAAGUUCAGAGAAAAUGUAGAAAAAUUACUGGCAGAAGACACUUGGGCACUACCCAAGAAAAGUAACAAAAGCAGGACACCUCCUCCUACCUUUAGUGAAAAGGAUGUAUCCACUGAUACUAUUGAAGCGUGUUGGCCUGUAUGUGAGAUGGAUAUUGCAUCAAAGAAAAAAAGGAAACAUCUGGGCUAUACUUCCGAGGUCAGUGAUAACCUCACAGAGCAGCUUCUAUCACUUCUGGAGAGAGAGUGGAGCAGACAAGAGGCAAUGGUGAUGGAGAAAGUGCGUGCAACUCUUCUUAAAGCCAACGAGGUCUCUUCUGAAGUGGAUGAAGAUGAGAUCCAUGCAUCGAUGGCCAAAGUGCUUUGGUGGAUUCCAGCCUGUGAAAUUGGCAAAGACCUAUACAGAAGCAGUGAUGUGUAUGAGGAUGUAGAGGAUGUAUCCUCACAGAACUAGGCCAUUUUCUGACCAAUGGAUUUGUCCUCUGUGUACUGGUAUGCUAGCUAGUAGAUACUGUCUUUGACAGCCAAUGCUCUAUAAGUUAAACAUGACAACACAGUGAAAAACAAUCAAAUAGAAGAGUUAACUUUACUAUUGCUUCCAUCUUGUCUUGAUGUGUCUCAGCUAUCUAGGUCUCCAAUACGUAUAUCUAUGUCUUGUUUCGCCUACCGAGGUAGACAAGGUACCGGGUAUACAAAAUAUCCAGACAGACCCUUGAGUGAAUUCAGCAACUUUAAGGUACAGCUAUUGUUGGCAAUGGCUUUCAGUAGUGCACAUGCACAACUUGUAUAAUCUUCAAAAAAGAAAAGUGCUGCCAAUACAGUGGGACACUGUGGAGCUACCACAAAUGAGCUUAAAGUCAUCCUGCCCAAUGCCAAGCAUCAUCUAGAGGGGUAUAAAGCCCCCUGCAUUGGGCUGUGGAGCAGUGGAACUGCACUCUCUGGACUAAUGGAGGUCCAUGCAAUACCUUUAGGAUGAGCUGGAGUGAUCCAGAACUGAUCAUCCAAUAUCAGUACCUGACCUCACUAAUGUUCUUGUGGCUUCCCAGAAGAGUAGAGGACAAACUCCCUACAAUAUCCUUCAUUUUAAACGCUGGACAAAUAGGUGUUUUUUGGAUACGUAUGUACUGAC
Molecule: messenger RNA, 2286 nt
Organism: Colossoma macropomum (tambaqui)
Lineage: Eukaryota; Metazoa; Chordata; Actinopteri; Characiformes; Serrasalmidae
Product: GTPase IMAP family member 8-like
Exons: 5
Coding region: 112-1611 (499 amino acids)
Molecular function (GO): GTP binding
Source: RefSeq, a predicted model, not a curated record